Messenger RNA from Ambispora gerdemannii, 660 nucleotides. The record is from the annotation of a GenBank genome assembly. Lineage: Eukaryota; Fungi; Glomeromycota; Glomeromycetes; Archaeosporales; Ambisporaceae.
AUGACAAUAAUCAUAGACUUUCCAAACGAAAUAAUUAUCUUGGUUUUACAAUACGUGUUAUACGGAACAACGUACAAAUACUUUACAAAAUUGCGGUAUACUUGUAAUUUGUGGAAUUUACUCAUUCCGGAUAUUGUAUCAAAUGACUUGCAAGCGAGAUUUAAAAGUGAUUUAGCGUUUAAGACAGCAUGCGACAUACAAUCGUCUGAACAGUGUACAGAAUUUAUGACAUCUCCACAAUUCACACACGAAAACAACAAUUUCUUCACAUUCAUAUUCCCAAAAAACUAUUCUUUGUUGUCUUCAAAAAUAUUAAACAACAAUAAUAACGGUAUUGAUGGUACUUUACAAACUACUACCGUGAUGAAGACACAUUUCACACCAAUAUGUUCAUGCCGAAUCACAAUUUCAAAAUCGAAUGCAGACUCGGUUCUCCCGAUUGGAUGGCAGACUAUUGAAUUGAUUCCGAUUUUUAUUAAACUUCGUGUCAAAAAAGGACUAUGGAUCGCAUACAUUAAUACCGUAAAUGAGCAACAGGAGAUGAGUGUUGAAAUUAGACAUUGUAAAUUCUCGAAGCAAAUAUUAUUGUCGUUAGUGGAUGUAAUUGAUCAGUUGUACGGUGCUGUUGGUAUGUUGGGUGUUAAUGGUGAUGAAGAGUGA